This is a messenger RNA of Paramecium sonneborni, 1457 nucleotides long. The record is from the annotation of a GenBank genome assembly. Lineage: Eukaryota; Ciliophora; Oligohymenophorea; Peniculida; Parameciidae.
AUGGGGAUUUGCACAUCAAAAAAAAAAGUGGAUGAGAAUGUAUAGAUAGUACCCUAUAAGUAAAUAAAUGAAUGAAUGUUUUGAUAGAGUUUGUAUAACUGCGUUUAUUUGGAAUAAGGAAAGCCAUAAUUUAUUCGAUUUUGAGAGUAAUUAAGUAGUAAAAAAGGAUAUAGAAUUAGAUUUCUCAGGUAGUUAUGAGUUAGUUAAUUAGCUACCCUUUCUAUGGUUGAUAAUUAAAUUAUUGCGUUGACAGAUAAUGUAUAAAAUUCUCAAAAAUAUAAAACAGGAAUAUGUAAAUAAACAGAUCCAAUUGUUGAGAGUAGAUUGUGAAUAAGAAUAUAUGAUGUUAUCUGGAAUGAGCCAAAAAUAAGAAUAAAGAGUAUGGGCUAUUUUAUGUAAUAGGCCUGAUUUUGAAUCAUUAAAUGUAAUUAAUCUACUUAAGUAAGGAAUGGGAACUUUAGAAAGGAGAUAUGAUUAAAUUAGGAAGAAUGAAGUUAUAGCUACUAGAGAUUAAAUAUGAAAUUGAUACAGUCUUAUAGUAAAAAGAAUAAAUAGAAAAUGAAGAUGAAUUGCAGUCCAAAGAUUUAGAAUUGGAAGCUAGUUAAUGCAGAAUUUGUUUCUCUAAGAGUGGUUCUAUAUCUAACCCUCUUUUUAGUCCUUGUAAAUGUAAUUAUCAUCAUUUAUUCUUUCAGGUAUUGGCUCUAUGAAAUAUGUCCAUCUUAAUUGUCUAUAAAUUUGGAUUCAGUAAUCAAUUAAAAUUAAAAACCAAUAGUCUUCAAUCUAAUAUAUUUGGAAGAAAAUGGAAUGUGAAAUAUGUAAAAUGACACUUCAAAGUACUUACACCUAUUAAGGUCAAAUAUUUUGCAUCAUGUAAAUACAGAAGCCAGUAGUUCCUUAUAUGAUAUGGAAAAUAACAUCUGAUGAUAAAUCUAAAGAAGGUAUUAUUUAAGUCAUGGAAUUACUUGAUAAAUCAUAAAUUAAAAUUGGCAGAGUCCCUGAUUGUGAUAUCAAAUUGAAAGAUAUCUCAGUCUCCAGAAAUCAUGCUUUUAUCAAAGUUAUCAAAUCAGAAAAUAAUAAAUUUAAAUUGCUUCUAUAAGAUAACAACUCCAAAUUUGGAACACUUUUAUAUGCAUAAUCUGAUAAAUUACUCAAAUAUUAAUUACAAUACCCAUAAAAGGUUCUCUAUCAAAUAGGUCGAAUUCUUAUUCAUGUUUAAAUAAAAGAAAAAGGCAAAUCUUAUAAUAAAUAGUAUUUGUUAUUUUUAUAUUAGAUUUACUUGUUACAGACAUCCAAAUCAAAUUUUAGUAUUUCCUAAAUUAAGCAUUAAUGAAUAAGCUACUAUUGUUCCAAAUCUUGAAAAAGACAAAGACAAUCAACUAUCAUUCUCAGACCAUAACGAAUUAAAUCAGGAUGACAUAGUUAUUAAUGUUAAAUAAAUAUGAUCACCUGUUGACGAC